AUUGUCUUCCAAACUACAUCAUCUUUGUCUCUUUUACACUGCAAAAGGGAGGAAAGAAACCACAACAACUUCAUCUUCUGCUUUGACAUUUUCCUCCUUUUACCAAUAUAUAUAGAGAGUAAUUUUCCCUCACACUAAGGAGAAAAAAGAUGGGAGGAGGAAGUUCGCCCUGCGCUUCCUGCAAAUUGCUGAGGCGCCGUUGUGCAAAGGACUGCAUUUUCGCCCCUUACUUCCCUCCCGACGACCCUCAUAAGUUCGCCAUCGUUCACAAGGUCUUCGGUGCUAGCAACGUCAGCAAGAUGUUGCAGGAGCUUCCAGUGCAUCAACGAGGAGACGCGGUGAACAGUCUAGUGUACGAGGCGAACGCAAGGAUGAGGGACCCCGUGUACGGGUGCGUAGGCGCGAUAUCGUACUUGCAGAAUCAAGUCUCGCAGCUGCAGAUGCAACUGGCGGUGGCUCAAGCGGAGAUACUCUGCAUUCAGAUGCAGCAAGAACAGUCUCCGGCGGCCAUGGUCGGCCUCCCUCCGCCACCUCAAGAUGAGAAAUCAUCUCUUCUCUUAGCCACUAAUAACUUCAAUAACCUUCAACAAUGCUUUGGCUUUGCUUCAACUUCGAGCAAUGUAAUGCAGGAUCCUCUCAAGAGAGAGUCCCUUUGGACUUGAUCAAACUUUUGUUAGGAAUUGCUAAUUAAUUAAGCUUGGUUAACGUUUGUUCAUUUUCAUCUAACUAGCUUAACUAAUAUAAUAUAUCAACUUCUUUAGUUUCUUAACUACUUCAUUGACUUUAAUUA
Sesamum indicum (sesame) is the source of this 790-nucleotide messenger RNA. RefSeq names its product Lateral organ boundaries (LOB) domain family protein (gene ASL5). The record is from RefSeq and is a predicted model, not a curated record. Lineage: Eukaryota; Viridiplantae; Streptophyta; Magnoliopsida; Lamiales; Pedaliaceae.